CUUUCACUGAUGGAAAAAAAAUAAAAAAGAAAAGAAAAGGAAUGGACACGUGUCUCAUAACUGUACACUAUGCAAACCACAAAAGCGGGGUUUCCUUUUUUUGAGUCAAAAUCUUGAAUUUUGAGAGAUUGAAAGAUUAUCAAUCAAGAAACCGCCAUUGAAAUUUAUUUAUCUGCAGCGGAAUCACUCUCUGCAUGAUCUGUUAGAACCUUCCAAUUUACACCCUCUGCAUCAGCAGGUGUACAUAUGUGUAUAGAUUACUGCCUCUGUGUACAGUCGGUGUGAAGAUUUGUCGUCAGCUGUGAUUUUCUUUUGAAAAGCUUAGUCACAGUGAUCCGAUUAUUUGUUUGUUCGGUUGAUUGGUUGAGAAAUGGCGCCUCCAUCGUCGUUUGAGGAUUUUGGAAUACAAACCCUAACCCUAACCCUAAUCCCAGGCCUCCCGAAUGAUUUAGGAGCAUUGAUUCUGGCAUUUGUUCCGUACUCUCAUCACUCCCGCCUCAAAUCCACCUGCAGAUCAUGGAGACGUUUCUUCUCCUCGAAGGCCCUGAUUUCUCUUCGCCAGAAUUACGUUGUCGCGCCGCAACUGCUGUGUAUUUUCCCCCAAGACCCUUCAAUUUCGUCGCCGUAUUUGUUUGACCCCAAAAAUUUAUCGUGGUGCCCCCUUCCACCCAUGCCCUGCAACCCCCAUGUUUAUGGGCUCUCUAAUUUUAUCUCUGUUUCAGUAGGCCCCCACCUUUAUGUUCUUGGUGGGUCCCUGUUCGAUACCCGGUCGUUUCCGCUUGAUCGCCCCUCUCCCUCUUCCUCUGCAUUUCGUUUUGAUUUUGCUACUUUCUCUUGGGAAUCAUUGUCUCCCAUGAUCACCCCACGUGGCAGUUUUGCAUGCGCUGCGGUGCCCGGAUGCGGGAAGAUUGUGGUGGCAGGUGGCGGGUCCCGGCACACGAUGUUUGGUGCCGCGGGAAGUAGGAUGAGCUCCGUGGAGAUGUAUGAUAUAGUGAAGGAUGAGUGGGUGGCGUUGGAUGGCUUGCCUAGGUUUCGAGCUGGGUGCGUUGGGUUCUUUCUUGGAAGGGAGUUUUGGGUUAUGGGGGGUUAUGGGGAGUCGAGGACUGUGUCAGGCGUUUUUCCCGUGGAUGAAUAUUAUAGGGAUGCAGUGGUGAUGGAAUUGAAAAAUGGGGGCAGAUGGAGGGAGCUUGGAGAUAUGUGGGAGGAAGGGGAGAGGAGGAGGCUGGGGAAAAUUGUUGUGGUUGAUGAUGGCAGCUGGGAUAGUCCUGGGAUAUUCAUGCUGGACAGGGGUGAAAUAUUCAGGUAUGAUAUGACCUCGAAUCGUUGGGCAAAGGAGAGUUGUGUGCCAAGAAAGGCCUCUGAUGAUGCAUCAGUUGGGUUUGUUGCUUUAGACGGGGAGCUGCACUUACUCACCCUUCUAAGUGUGAACGACUCAGCAGAUGGCCGACGAUCACGUCAACAUAAGAGGCCAACAACACUGCUGGUACAGAUAUAUCAUCCUAGGAAGAGAACAUGGAGGUCACUUAUUGCAAAGCCACCUUUUCAUCAGCCCUUAGAUUUCAGAACAGCAGUAAUGUGCACCAUUCGACUGUAGAUCCAUAUUACUUGAUGUAUCUACUGCAUAUCUUUGUAUAGUGCCCCUAUGAUGAUAUACUAUAAAUAUGAUUAUGUACAGUUUUACAGGAUUGUUGGUUCUUAGAAGAAUAUUAUUCGCGGCAGUGUGUAGUUUGGUGUAUAGAAGUAAUUGUAAAUUGGAUAGUUGUGAUUUUUAUGGAUCGGUAGUCAUGGUUAUUUC
Molecule: messenger RNA, 1795 nt
Organism: Sesamum indicum (sesame)
Lineage: Eukaryota; Viridiplantae; Streptophyta; Magnoliopsida; Lamiales; Pedaliaceae
Product: Galactose oxidase/kelch repeat superfamily protein
Molecular function (GO): protein binding
Source: RefSeq, a predicted model, not a curated record